AAUAUUUAUUAUAUAAUUAUAGGUUCUUAUUGAACAUAUUCAAAAUCUUGAUCGAGCAUAUGAAUUUGCUGAACGUUGCAAUGAACCUGCAGUCUGGAGUUUAUUAGCCCAAGCUCAAUUGGUUCAAGGAAUGGUGAAAGAAGCAAUUGAUUCAUACAUUAAAGCUGGUGAUCCUUCUUCAUACAUAGAUGUUGUUCAGACAGCACAUAGAACUGAAAGCUGGGAGGACUUGGUUCGAUAUUUACAAAUGGCACGAAAGAAAGCUAGAGAAUCAUAUGUUGAAUCUGAACUUAUUUAUGCUUACGCAAAAACUAAUAGACUGGCUGACUUGGAAGAAUUUAUUUCUGGACCUAAUCAUGCAGACAUUCAAAAGAUUGGUGAUCGCUGUUUUGAAGAUGGAUUAUAUGAGGCUGCAAAAUUACUUUAUAAUAAUGUAUCCAAUUUUGCUAGAUUGGCAAUUACUUUGGUUCAUUUGAAAGAGUUUCAGGGAGCUGUGGAUAGUGCAAGAAAAGCAAAUUCUACCCGAACGUGGAAAGAAGUUUGUUUUGCCUGUGUCGAUAAUGAAGAAUUCAGAUUAGCCCAAAUGUGUGGUCUUCAUAUUGUUGUUCAUGCUGAUGAAUUAGAAGAUUUGAUUAAUUAUUAUCAAGAUAAAGGUUACUUUGAAGAAUUAAUUAGCCUUCUUGAAGCUGCAUUGGGUCUUGAAAGAGCACACAUGGGAAUGUUUACAGAAUUAGCUAUCUUGUAUUCCAAAUACAAACCAUCUAAAAUGAAAGAACACUUAGAACUUUUCUGGUCACGAGUGAAUAUCCCAAAGGUAUUGCGUGCAGCAGAACAAGCUCAUUUAUGGGCUGAAUUGGUAUUUUUAUAUGACAAAUAUGAGGAAUUUGAUAAUGCUGUAGUAACAAUGAUCAAUCAUCCAACCGAAGCAUGGCGAGAAGGACACUUUAAAGAAAUGAUAACAAAAGUUGCAAAUAUUGAAUUAUAUUAUAAGGCAAUACAAUUUUAUUUAGAUUAUAAACCUAUGCUACUGAAUGACUUACUUCUGGUGCUGGCACCUCGCAUGGAUCACACAAGAUCAGUUAAUUUCUUCACUAAGGUAAAUUUUUAAUCAUUUGAAAAGAUU
Molecule: messenger RNA, 1123 nt
Organism: Centruroides sculpturatus (bark scorpion)
Lineage: Eukaryota; Metazoa; Arthropoda; Arachnida; Scorpiones; Buthidae
Product: clathrin heavy chain-like
Exons: 5
Coding region: 131-1108 (325 amino acids)
Biological process (GO): receptor-mediated endocytosis; intracellular protein transport
Cellular component (GO): cell cortex; clathrin complex; clathrin-coated endocytic vesicle
Molecular function (GO): clathrin light chain binding
Source: RefSeq, a predicted model, not a curated record